Haplochromis burtoni (Burton's mouthbrooder) is the source of this 786-nucleotide messenger RNA. It is a transcript of the gene atoh1b, whose product is annotated as atonal bHLH transcription factor 1b. The record is from RefSeq and is a predicted model, not a curated record. Gene Ontology annotation, molecular function: protein dimerization activity. The transcript has a single exon. Lineage: Eukaryota; Metazoa; Chordata; Actinopteri; Cichliformes; Cichlidae. The coding region runs from base 1 to 786 and encodes 261 amino acids.
AUGGCUGCAAAAGCAGAACUUUCGAGCUGGUCGGAGUACCCAGAGGACUUCACUCUGCUGCAGCAGCAUCACCAGCAGCAGCACAACCUGGCCCACAUCAGCUCCAAAGCCUGGAUUUCCUCCACUUCAAUCCGUGCGCUCUCAAUUAGGGACGCGCACGCGGCUGCAGAGGCAGCGGGCAUCUCGCGGGAGAAACUUGUGCCAGUGACCGAAUUCACUGACCGCGUUACCACCAAAGGCAUGACAGAGACAGACCCUGCUAAGGCGCCAGAUGGAUGCAAGACGAGCCACUUCGGCCCUCAGAGACACAGGCGCGUGGCGGCCAACGCCAGGGAGAGGAGGAGGAUGCACGGGUUGAACAAAGCGUUUGACGAGCUCAGGAGUGUCAUCCCCUCCCUGGAAAACGAGAAAAAGUUAUCCAAAUACGACACCCUCCAGAUGGCGCAGAUUUACAUCACAGAGCUGUCUGAGCUCCUGGCCGGCGUGGUUCACCCAGAGUGCAGGAGUCCUCGUCCAGGCUCUGGAGACAAGACCUCCAGGAGGAGCCUGAUUCACUCUCUGCUGCCAGCAGCCGCUGCACAGUCCCCGAAACCUCUGACCGGAGAGCAGCGAGACCCCUCCGCAUCUAUCGGUCAUCUGAUUUUACUUGGACCUACAUCUGACAUGGAAUCAAAUAAAUCAGGCACUUGUUCCAGCAGCAGCGAUGGGGAAUAUUCACAUCUCAGUGACGCAGAGGAGGGUCAAAGCGGGAAACAGUGGCAGAAAGUCAGUGCCACUGACUUUUAA